This is a messenger RNA of Zootoca vivipara (common lizard), 936 nucleotides long. RefSeq names its product olfactory receptor 2Z1-like. Gene Ontology annotation, biological process: G protein-coupled receptor signaling pathway. Gene Ontology annotation, cellular component: membrane. Gene Ontology annotation, molecular function: G protein-coupled receptor activity; olfactory receptor activity. The record is from RefSeq and is a predicted model, not a curated record. Lineage: Eukaryota; Metazoa; Chordata; Lepidosauria; Squamata; Lacertidae.
AUGGGAGAGGAGAAUACAACAUCGUGGACGGAGUUUGUUCUCGUUGGGCUUCGGCAUCAAAAAUCACCCAACAUUUUCCUCGGUCUGGUUCUCUUCAUGUUUGUCAUCGCCCUGCUUGGAAACAGCCUCCUGCUUUUCCUGAUCAGGACGGACUCUGGUCUCCAGACCCCAAUGUACUUCUUCCUCAGCCAGUUGUCUGUCAUGGACCUCUGCCAGGUUCUCUCCAUCGUUCCCAAAAUGACCGUGAAUUUCGUAACCCAGAGGUACACCAUUUCACUCUACGGAUGCGUCGUCCAGAUUUUUGUCACACUGGCUGUGGGGGGAUCAGAAUGCCUCAUCCUGGCUACCAUGUCAUAUGACAGGUACGUGGCUAUCUGCAGACCUUUGCAAUACCAGGUUCUUAUGAGGAGGAAAGUCUGUUACAUCUUGUCAGCUUUCGUCUGGUUCUGGCCUUCUGUCCAGGCAAUGACAAGUUCCCUGUAUGUACUGCCUCUUCCCUACUGCAAGUCAAAUGUAAUUUACCAUAACCUCUGUGAAUAUCCAGCCCUUAUAAAGUUGUCCUGCUCAGACAAUUCCAAAUAUGAAAUAGUAACCUUCCUUGGUACCUUCCUGAUACUCCUGCUCCCUCUCUCAGUCAUCCUCGCUUCCUACAUUGCCAUCCUCCUGCAAAUCUUGAGGGCACGCUCCUCCGGAAGUGGCCACAAAGCCUUGGGGACAUGCCUGUCCCAUCUCUGUGUGGUGGGACUCUUCUAUGGAGCGGCCAUUUUAACAUAUAUGACCCCAGUAUCCUCCUAUUCAGCACAAAAGGCAAUGAUCAACUCGAUAUUUAUUACCAUCGUGCCUGCCAUGAUGAACCCUUUCAUAUACAGCCUAAGGAAUCGGGAUGUCUUGUCAGCACUGAGGAAAAUAUUUGCAAAAUCCACAUUACAUAAAUAG